Messenger RNA from Oryzias melastigma (Indian medaka), 1907 nucleotides. Its product is annotated as mitochondrial glutamate carrier 1. NCBI's taxonomy places the organism in Eukaryota, Metazoa, Chordata, Actinopteri, Beloniformes, Adrianichthyidae. Bases 121 to 1125 code for a protein of 334 amino acids. Gene Ontology annotation, biological process: L-glutamate transmembrane transport; malate-aspartate shuttle; aspartate transmembrane transport. Gene Ontology annotation, molecular function: L-glutamate transmembrane transporter activity; L-aspartate transmembrane transporter activity. The record is from RefSeq and is a predicted model, not a curated record. The transcript has 9 exons.
AGCACUCCUUUCUACUCUUGCCUUUUGCCAGUGUCUCUCAGGGACCCUCGGGCUGCUCCCUCGUCUGUGGCCUCUUCCUGUGCGCCGACCAACUUUUGCACUUAACAACAACCAAGAAACAUGGCCCAGCAUCAGCAGAUUAGCUUGCCUGCCAAACUGAUCAAUGGAGGGAUUGCCGGCAUGGUAGGAGUCACCUGUGUUUUCCCAAUUGACCUGGCAAAGACCCGCCUGCAGAACCAACGCAGUGGGCAGCAACUGUACAAGAACAUGAUGGAUUGCCUGAUUAAGACGGUUAAAUCUGAGGGUUAUUUUGGCAUUUACAGAGGAGCUGCAGUAAAUCUUACCCUGGUAACACCAGAGAAAGCCAUAAAACUAGCUGCUAAUGAUUUCUUUCGUCACCAACUGAGCCAAGACGGGGCUAGGCUUACCGUUUUUAAAGAAAUGCUGGCGGGGUGUUGUGCAGGAAUGUGCCAGGUCAUCAUCACCACGCCGAUGGAGAUGCUCAAGAUCCAGAUGCAAGAUGCAGGCAGGCUGGUAGCCCAGCAGAGAGUGAUGCCCAGUGUGGUGACAACGAUGAAGAUGGGAGGAACCAGCGCCGUCCUCAGCCGUUCCUAUAACACCAUUCAUGCACCUCAAGUCGUCCGCGUGUCCGCCCUGCAGAUCACCAAGGAGCUGCUGAGGACCAAAGGAAUUGUGGGUCUCUAUAGAGGACUCGGGGCAACACUAAUGAGGGACAUCCCAUUCUCUGUUGUGUACUUCCCUCUUUUUGCACAUCUGCACCAGCUGGGUCAGCAUUCGUCUGAACAUCCGUCUGUUCCUUUCUACUGGUCCUUCAUGUCUGGCUGCUUGGCUGGAUCCAUCGCUGCUGUAGCUGUCAGCCCGUGUGAUGUGGUCAAGACAAGGCUGCAGUCGCUCAAAAAGGGAGCUAAUGAGGAGACCUACAGCGGAGUUGUUGACUGUGUCAGGAAGAUUUGGAGAAAAGAGGGUCCCAGAGCGUUUCUCAAGGGAGCCAGCUGCAGAGCCCUCGUUAUUGCCCCACUGUUUGGCAUUGCCCAGGUUGUGUACUUUGUAGGAGUUGGAGAGUUCUUGCUGGGCUACAGCCCCUACAACAUCUACUCUGCAUGAACAAGCUGUUUUCAAGCCUUUCUGCUGGCUCAUUAAACUAAGACAGGUACGCCCUGGGAGUAGCAACGGAUCCAGAUGUCUUUCUGUGUACUCUCUUUAAAUAUUAAGAUUUAAAAGCAAAUGCUAAAGGGACCAGAGAGUAUUUUUCUUAUUGUACAAUGUUUACAAAAGAAAAGCGUUGGCUCUCUCGCUGAGAGUCUCGGUUGUCCAUCACUGACCAUCAGUUUGAGAAGAGCAAGCCGACUUUCUUUUCUCACUUUUAGACCUUUAGCUCCAUAUCAGUUACCCUUGAUUUUAAUCUCUAAACCCCUCCCCAAUCUGCAUCCUCCUAACAGACCCCAAUUGAUGAUGGUUUUUCAAAAGAAUACCUAGUAAAACCACAUCAUCAAAUUUAAAACUUGAAUAAAAUCUUUUUUUUUUUAAGAUUAAAUGUGAAACCAGGGCUUGGAUCUUUCUUCUAGUUUAUGUAAAUACUGUAUAUUUGUUUCUAUUUUGUAUUAUUGUAAGUGGUCAAAAUUGAAGAAAAAAAGAGUUUAUUUUUAAAUGUGAACCCCCUCAGCCAACUGACUAAAAACUGUUUUUAAGGAGUCAAAUCUCAGGAUUUCUCUGAUCUGUGAUUUGAGAGACAGAACCUCCAUCCUCAAGAGAUAGUUUUUAGUUUGAAUAAUAACUGAGAAGCGUCUCCAUUUGAAUGUAAACUGUGAAUUUCUUUUGUGGCCACUUGCACAACCUUUGUACUCUGUGAUAAAAUGGAUGAAGCUGAUAAACUUCAGAGAACCGUG